AUGAGCUUUACGGUACACUGUGCCUGGGCUCUCCUUGCUGGCUUUAGUGUGCGCAUGGGCAAAGAGAGGGUGGCUCCACCAGGUUUGCCUGCGCCUGAAGUAAUACUCAAAGAUGGCAAAGUGAGUUCUUCCUCUGCUGUUGGGACGCCUGGCCAUAGGAUAUUGGCGAAGCAAGUUACUACUAUUGAUUCAAAACCCUUUUUGUUUGCUCUAAUUGACCCAAUGUUCUUGUCUGAAGAAGCUGAUCAGUUCGAAUUGCCGGUUCACGAAACCGGCUUCACACUCGAAGAGCUUGAAGAAUUGUUAUCCUUUCUCGACUCGAAUGAACCGGUUAGUCCUAACUCCGGUUCAGAAGGCUCGACUCUGGCGGUAUCUUUUCUUGAACCUAAUGAACCAGUCAGUCCAAACUAUGGUUUGGAAGGUUCGACUCUGGCGGUGUAUUCGGCGGAUGAGAGGAAGAAAAGACGUAUGAUAUCGAACCGAGAAUCGGCGAGGCGGUCCCGUAGGCGAAAAAGGAUGCAAUUGGAGAACAUCACGGAUGAAGUAAACCGGUUGAGCAUAGAGAACCAGCAGCUUAAAAACAGAGUCAGUUCGGUCAUGAUUCAAUAUCAUAUUGUAUGGCGAGAAAAUGAACAGUUAAGAUCCGAAUCCGUAGCUCUUUGGGCCAAACUCUUGGAUCUUUACUGGACUUUAGCCACCAUGCAACCUCGAUAG
Molecule: messenger RNA, 714 nt
Organism: Hibiscus syriacus
Lineage: Eukaryota; Viridiplantae; Streptophyta; Magnoliopsida; Malvales; Malvaceae
Product: basic leucine zipper 4-like
Exons: 2
Coding region: 1-714 (237 amino acids)
Biological process (GO): positive regulation of DNA-templated transcription
Cellular component (GO): nucleus
Molecular function (GO): transcription cis-regulatory region binding; DNA-binding transcription factor activity
Source: RefSeq, a predicted model, not a curated record